This is a messenger RNA of Durio zibethinus, 2320 nucleotides long. Its product is annotated as floral homeotic protein APETALA 2-like. Gene Ontology annotation, biological process: regulation of DNA-templated transcription. Lineage: Eukaryota; Viridiplantae; Streptophyta; Magnoliopsida; Malvales; Malvaceae. Gene Ontology annotation, molecular function: DNA-binding transcription factor activity; DNA binding. The record is from RefSeq and is a predicted model, not a curated record.
AAGAUAAAUUAAAAUAUAAAACAGUAAAGUUACUGUUGAAUGUGAAAUUUAAAAGCAAAAGAAGCAGGAAAGAAUGAAAGAGAGAGGAAAAAAGAACCUAAACAAAAUUAGAAACGGAGGAGAUUUUAUUACAUUCAGGAAAACAAAACAUGCCAACAACAAGAGUCCUUUGGCUUCAAAGGGAGAGAAAGAAACAAAGAAAGCAAAGCAAACUAGCAAAGAACAAAGAAAUAACAUAAAAAAAAGGGCAAGUGGUAAGAGAGAGUUGUGGAUGCUUUGUGCUAUAAGCUACAACUCAAACUGGCCUCGUCUAUGCUGUAUUGGGCAGUCAGGUUUUCACAAGAUCUUCUAACCUCGCUAACACCUUCCCUUACUACCUAUACUUCCUUUUAGCUAGCUCACAACUUUCCUAGGUUAUCCUUUUCUUUUUCUUUUAUUUUUUUUCUCCAAAACCUCCUCCUUUGAAUACUCAAGUCGACCUUUCACUCAUUUGCUUGUUUUAGCUUUAUAUACAAAGACAAAGAGAGUUUUUAGCUUUGCAAAGUUAUCUUGGUAUUUUUUUUUUAGUCUUGAGAGAAGAUGGUGAUCAUAAUUUUUUAAGUUCUGUUUCUUGAAAUAUAUAUAUGUUUUGAUUUUGAUCAUAAACUGAGAAAGUUGUGAAAAGAGAUGGAAAAAAUGUGGGAUCUUAAUGACUCUCCUGAUCAGCCAAGAGACGAUGAAUCCGAGGGGUGUUCAUCACAGAAAACUUCCAACGAUGGAGAUGAAGAUAAGGGGAAACGGGUCGGAUCCGUGUCGAAUUCAAGCUCGUCUGCUGUGGUGAUCGAGGAUGGAUCGGAAGAAGAGGAUGGGGAGAGAGUUCAAGCAGCUUUAAAGAAGAGACGCAGCAAGAUUUUUGGGUUCUCAGUGCCUUAUGAAGAAGAGUCCAUGGGGAGCGACCCGGAUCCUGUGACGCGGCAAUUUUUCCCUCUUGAUCAAGACCCGGAAAUGGGUGCCACUUCUGGUGGAAGUGGAUCAGGGUUCCCUCGGGCUCACUGGGUUGGUGUCAAAUUCUGUCAAUCGGAGUCUCUUGUCCCUGAAACAACUGUCGAAGCGUCACAGCCGAUGAAGAAAAGCAGGAGAGGACCCAGGUCAAGAAGCUCUCAGUAUAGAGGUGUUACUUUUUAUAGAAGAACCGGCAGAUGGGAGUCUCAUAUUUGGGAUUGUGGAAAACAAGUUUAUUUAGGUGGAUUCGACACAGCACAUGCAGCUGCCCGAGCAUAUGAUAGGGCAGCUAUCAAGUUCCGGGGAGUGGAGGCAGAUAUAAAUUUUAGUAUUGAAGAUUAUGAGGAAGACUUGAAGCAGAUGAGUAACCUAACCAAGGAAGAAUUUGUGCAUGUACUUCGCCGACAAAGCACUGGAUUUCCUAGGGGAAGCUCCAAAUAUAGAGGAGUAACCUUGCACAAGUGUGGAAGAUGGGAAGCUAGAAUGGGCCAAUUUUUAGGCAAAAAGUAUGUUUAUUUAGGCUUGUUUGACUCCGAGAUUGAAGCGGCAAGGGCUUAUGACAGAGCAGCAAUUAAGUCCAAUGGCAAAGAUGCUGUUACUAACUUUGAUCCCAGCAUAUACGACAAUGAGUUCAACUCUGGUGAAACUUCAGGAAAUGCUGGAGGUCACAACCUUGACUUGAGCUUGGGGAAUUCAACCUCAAAGCAAAGUAAUCCAGAAUUUGGUGCUGAUAGACAAAAUGCUGUAGGUGAUCAGCAUAGUCUUCCACCUGAAGCUGAUUGGCGAUAUCGGGGAUUUAGGCCUAAGCUAAUGAAUAUGCAGCAGAAACCUUGUAGAAGUGAUGAUCCUCACCGAAGAUCUGAUAGAUAUAGCGAGGCAGAAACAAUGCAGUUGUUGAGCCAAACCCACAUUCAGUCUCCAGCCUCAGUUAAGUCUAAUGAAAUGCAAAGAUAUGGACAGUUGAGAAGACCUGAAGAGAACCAUAUGUCUGGCAUUCUUCCUCAACACGUUAACCCAUCAACUUAUCAGAUUCAUUUUCCAAGCAACAGCAAUGGAAUCCGAAUUGGGAGUGAUCUUUCACUGUCAACUAGUGAUCGACAAUGGCAACCGGGUCCUCACCAAUUGUUUGCAAAUACUGCAGCAUCAUCAGGAUUCCCAUCGCAGAUUAGACCAUCUCAAACUUGGCUGCAGAAAAAUGGGUUCUACUAACUCAUGAGACCCUCCUGACCCAUCUAAAAAGUAGCCAUAUAUCUUCUUCACUAACUAAAAUCUCUCUCUGAUCACCUGUUGGUUUUAUAUGCAUGUAAAGAUCAAUGCUUUGAGAUACUCUUUUUUUUUU